Molecule: messenger RNA, 840 nt
Organism: Exophiala aquamarina CBS 119918
Lineage: Eukaryota; Fungi; Ascomycota; Eurotiomycetes; Chaetothyriales; Herpotrichiellaceae
Exons: 2
Biological process (GO): regulation of transcription by RNA polymerase II
Molecular function (GO): RNA polymerase II cis-regulatory region sequence-specific DNA binding; DNA-binding transcription factor activity, RNA polymerase II-specific
Source: RefSeq, a predicted model, not a curated record
CAGGACGAAGGUCGGUCAUAUCACUCUGCCACUGGAGUAAGGAGAUCCGGCCAACAGUCCCCGGACUCGCAGCCUGGUACGAGCACCGAAGGAUUUGACAAUAUCUCCAACCGAAAUGUCGAUGGCUCAUACCACGACCACCGCCAUCAUAGGCUGAGCUCUUCUUGGGCCUCCAACUCACAAUUCCCGGAUGUACUCAGUCCUCCGUAUGCACAACGCCUCCAGUACUCACGGACCAGUCUGCCGCCAAUCCGUGAUGUUGCCAAUAGCUUUGAUCAUAAUUAUCAUUCAGAUACUGCCCCAUAUUCGCAGACCUAUGCGCCGCCUACUAUUAGUCACAAUGGUCUUGAUACGAGCUCCUAUGCCACUGAUAGACCAUCUUUCUAUGACGCUACGCAACGUUAUGGUCAUAAUUGCCCCCAGGUGAACAGGCCGCAGCCCUCUGCACAGAUGGAAUACUACAGAUUCCCCCAACCAGGAACCCCUUAUCAGCCCCCACAAUACGCUGGACUCGAGUAUUCCACUCCAAAUAUAGGAGUUCACCAUCCUUCGUCACCAACUGUUUGUGGGGACCCGGAUAGCCGAAACCGAAGGCGCCGAGGAAAUUUACCCAAGCCGGUCACGGACAUCUUGCGUGGCUGGUUUCAUGAGCACCUCGAUCAUCCAUACCCGACCGAGGAAGACAAACAAGCAUUUGCGGCUCGUACAGGAUUGACGAUUAAUCAAAUUAGUAACUGGUUCAUCAAUGCCAGAAGACGGCACUUACCAGCUUUACGACAGGCUCGCGACAGAGGCACGCAACUUAUAGCUACGGAUUACGAUUCAGACCAGCUGCGCCGG